AAUUGUAUUUUUGGAACACUAAGUUCAGAUUAAGAAAGAGAAAUUAGAGAUAUUGAAGAAAGUAAAUGAGAAGUUUAGUUCCACUGAUCCUCAUCUCCCUGGGCGUCUUCAUCUUCUACACCUUCCACCACUCCUCUCUCCCUUCCUCAAUCCUCCACUUUUCCCAACCCUAUUCCUUUCACUUUCCUCAUCAAGCUCCUCGCCUUCAACCGCCUCGCCUCGCUCUCCCGCUGCCUCCGCUCCCUCGCCGCCGCCGACUACCUCGCCGACCGCGUCCACCUCCAUCUCCACAUUGACCAUUUCGCCCCCGACAACGCUUCCCACGUCGACCCCAAGCUCCUCCAAGCGCAUCGAAUUCUGGAGUUCGUCGAUGGCUUCGAUUGGAAGUUUGGGGAUAAGGUUGUGCAUUACAGAACGGCCAAUGUGGGCCUGCAGGCCUAGUGGCUGGAGGCCUGGUGGCCCAAUUCCGAUCACGAGUUCGCUUUCGUCGUGGAGGAUGACUUGGAGGUUUCGCCGCUUUACUAUGAGUUCGUCAAGGCGUUGAUUAUGAAUUUCUAUUACAAUGCCUCCAAUCAUAGCCCUUCCAUCUUUGGAGUUUCGCUUCAACGUGCAAGGUUUGUUCCAGGGAUUAGAAGUUCGGAGCAGAGAACAUAGCUGGCAAUGGAAACUGAGCUUUGGGAUGGAGAUAGGAGACUGGAUCAGUUGGGUGUGUCCCUCAUGAGUUGACAAUCAGGAGAGAGUAGAAAUCAUGUUAAGAAAAGACCCAUGAGGUAAACAUGGAAACAAAUUACAGUUGGAUGACAAGACAAGGCUUUUCUUAUACCAGUUAGUUGGUACAUGGGGUUAAAUUCUCUUUCCUAAGCCGUGGAAAGAGUUCAGGCUGUGGUAUGAUGAGAACAAGGCAAAGGGCAAUCGUCCAUUUCUUGAGGGAAUGGUGACUACAGGAUGGUAUAAGAAAAUGGGAGAGAGAAUUUGGGCACCUUGGUUCAUAAAGUUUAUUCAAUCCCGUGGUUAUUUCAAUAUCUACACAAAUCUUCUGCAUGAGAGAGCACUAAGCGUUUCUCACAGGGAUGCUGGAGUAAACUACGGGAAAACUGCUGGACCUGAUUCUAAAUUACUAGAGGAAAAGUCUCUGGACUUCAAUAUUUUGGAAAUGCAACCUUUGAGUUGUUUAAAAUGGUUUGAUUUUUGUUUCAGAGAAGUACAUCCUGGAAAGGUUGUCACUAACCUGGAAGAACUUGGAUCGUUGCUUCACUCUCUGCAGAAACAGAGUAGUGUCUUCUUAGUAAAUCUUUUUGGGGUAUCGGAUGCUAUAGCAAGAAACUUACUAUGCCACUUUAAGAGGCUAGAUAUCAGGAAUUAUAUACUUAUGGGCCCUCCAUCUGGCUCCUUAUUUGAUCUGGCAAGGAGGGGACAUCCUGUAAUUAACGUUGACCAAUUUAUAAGUAGUGUUGGAUUGUCUAAAUUCACUUCGCAUGGUUCGAGUUUUGAGACCAUCAAGGGCAUUUUGACAAAGGCUUAUGUAGUUAAGAAGUGUAUCGAGAAUAGGUAUAACAUGUGGGUUAUGGAUGGGAGCAUGCUUCUCACUUCAGACCUCUUGUCUGAGUCUGAACCUCCCAAUGAUGACUUCUUUGUUGCAAACAACUUGGAAGUCUUUUAUGCUAAAAGCUCAACUUUUAAUCAGAAAAUCUGGGUUGAUGGCUUUGUGUCCAGGGUUGUAGCCAUGGCAAGAAAAGAUUCUGCAACCCAUAGUAGCUUAAGCUUUGUGUAUGUUGUAACAAAACUAUUGGAACAGAAUGGUGCGAGGAUUAGAAGAGUUGAUGAGACUUCUUUUGCCGCAAAGAUUGGCUCUGGUAGUGAAACUUCUCUUCGGGAUAAGAAGUUGGUAUAUUGGUCAAGUGAGAUGGAGCUGAAUUCAAUUCAGAAAUGGCUCGAAGAGUUCAAUUUGUGGAGCAUAGACAGUGUUUUGUCUUGCACCGCGGUGGUUUGCCACAAAUCAUAGCCUUUUAUGGCAUCUAUAAUAUUUUUACAUCUUAUUUUUUACUUUGCUAUUACUAAUUUUGACUUUUUAAUUGCCCA
This is a messenger RNA of Glycine soja, 2079 nucleotides long. RefSeq lists its product as uncharacterized. The transcript has 4 exons. NCBI's taxonomy places the organism in Eukaryota, Viridiplantae, Streptophyta, Magnoliopsida, Fabales, Fabaceae. The record is from RefSeq and is a predicted model, not a curated record. The coding region runs from base 932 to 2002 and encodes 356 amino acids.